This is a messenger RNA of Acipenser ruthenus (sterlet), 2274 nucleotides long. RefSeq names its product adenosine receptor A1-like. Gene Ontology annotation, biological process: adenylate cyclase-activating G protein-coupled receptor signaling pathway; vasodilation. Gene Ontology annotation, cellular component: membrane. Bases 730 to 1824 code for a protein of 364 amino acids. Gene Ontology annotation, molecular function: G protein-coupled receptor activity. NCBI's taxonomy places the organism in Eukaryota, Metazoa, Chordata, Actinopteri, Acipenseriformes, Acipenseridae. The transcript has 4 exons. The record is from RefSeq and is a predicted model, not a curated record.
CCUCUCUGUCCUCUUGGUGUCUGUGAGUUUCGAACAGACAGUGACAUUUUAAACAUGAUUCAGUCCUCCCUAGCAUGUCUAUAUUCUCUGUGGAGGGCAGAACUGAACACAAUAUUCUUUUACACAUAUUUUUAUUGACAUUUUAUUGACAAGUAUGAUCACUAACAAUAAGGAUUCUAAACCGGGUAGUACACUCUAAUCCAAUACAUCCACAUAAUCCUUUUCUUUUUCUUUUCUUCAGAAGAAUUGAAGAGAUUCAGAGCGUGGAAGUGGUUUGUGUUCCGGUCUUGUUUGCGCAGAGGCAGUCUGAGCUCAAACAAACCCCGCUGUCUAAACAAACACGCUCCUCUUCCCAGCAUGCCGUGAACGCUGGCGCUGGCAGUGAGAGCCGUGUUGACUCAGUUCUCAUCUCCUCUUUCUUGUGUGCUGCUCAGUGAAACCCUACUGCGCAGAUUUUCUUAUUUUUUCCAAAUGCACUUCAUUAAAUCUCGUGAUUUAUUUUGAUUUUUAUUCAAACCUUGCAAAGGUCUGUAAACUUCCAUUUAAGUCAUUUUGUAAAACUUCUCAAAGGCUGGUUCUAAUGAUGCAGCAAGCUGAGUGGCUAUCCCAGAACUAGAGAGAGUUUCUCCUGUGAAAAGCGUAGAACCUGGCACUUUGAACAUCAGAAUCGUUUGGAUCGCGCUGCAGUCUUGCAGGAUCUUGUAGGAGACUCCACUGCGUUACUCUACAAUGAAACAGUCCAGAGCCUGGGGUGUGCCCGUGGACAUCCAUAAUCUGACUCUCAGGAGAUCCCAGCAGCGCCUCACAAACCAGAGCUACAUGUGGGGCGAGCUGGGAGACUCCACGCUGAAUCACAAGGUCUUCAUAGCCGUCAUCUUCCCUGCCUGCCUGGUGCUGAUCCUGUUCAUAGCCACCGGGAACGUGUCCAUUCUGAAGGUGCUGCUGUCUCGGCGCUGCUCCUCUCGUGAUGUCACCACGCUGGCUGUGAUCUCGCUGGCGUUCUCUGACCUGGGUGUGGGGCUGUUCUCUCUGCCCCUGCUGUUCCUGCUCGCCCUGGAGCUGCCCCUGCCCUUCCGCUCCUGCCUGUGGCUGGCCUGCCUCACCUUCUCCUGGGCCGUGGUCUCCACCCUGCACCACCUGCUCAUCGCUGUGGACCGCUGGCACAUCGUGGCCUACCCUACCCGGUACAAAUCCCUCAUGACUCGUGGGAGGGUGGCGGCUCACUUCACUUCCUGUUGGCUAGCUGGCAUCGUCGUCUCUUUCCUGCCCGUUAUGGGGUUCAACAACUAUUCCAAACAGAGGCACCCCCACGAGCCGGGCUGCCAUGCGGGGGACCCCCGAAACGACACGAGCAGCAGCCCCGUCCCGGGCUGCAGGUACCGGGAGGUGAUGGACUUGCGCUACCUGGUCUACGUGCUGUUCGUGGGCUGCAUGCUGCUGCCCCUGCUGGCCAUGUCUGGCCUCUACACCAGCGUGUUCCUGAAGGUCCGGGCGCACAGUCAGCAGGCGCGGGGCCGGCUGGGGAAGCUAGGACAGUUCUACUGGCGUCAGCGGCGCAUGGCCUUCGCCAUGGUGAAGGUGGUGAGCUGCUUCUCUCUCACCAAGCUGCCCUUCCACCUGCUCAACCUGGCCCUGCUGCUCUGCCCAGCCUGCACCCUGCCCUUCUGGGCUCUGCCAUCCGCCACCCUGCUGGCGCUCUGCAGCGCCGCCGCCAACCCCUUCCUGUACUUCUACGAGAAUCAGGACAUGAUGCUGGCCCUGCAGAGCACGCUGAGGCAGCCUGAGGGCCGGGGAAGCCAGGGCAGGGGGCACGAGGAGUACUGAUGCCUUCUUUACAUCAUAGCAUGUAUAUUAUAUAGCACAUCGUUAAAUUAUCAUUUCAUCUUAUUAUGCUUCAUAUAAGUAGCCCUCAGAACCAUCAUAAUUGAAUUAAUGUUGAAAUAAUUGAAAAGUGUAUUUCAUAGUUGUUACCCCUUGUGGCGGAGUGUCCCGCCUCUAUGUAUUAUUAUUUGUAUUUUUGUUUGCGGCGCGGGUAAAAGCGCAGCGUCUUUUAUUAUAUAUUUAAAAACCCCGUGAGGAUGCAUGGCUGAUCAACUACUGAUUAUUUAACUAGCUGACAGUCAUGCAUCCUUACCAAACGCGUGCAGACUCUGGCCGAGGGAUAAUAAGAUAAUUAACAACUAGUUAAUCCCUCGGCCAGAGUAUAUAAACCUGCAGCUCUCUGCACUUGAUGUUGGGUGUAGAGAGGAGAGUACGGGGAGUGGAGUGGAGAGU